GAUGAGUUUCCCUAACAGCAGCCUAACACAGAGAAAGCACAUGGAAAUGAUCCACAUUUAUCAGUGAUCAAGAACAACAUUUCUUAUUGGUUAUUUCUGGUAGAGAAAAACUCUGACGAACAACAGUAACUGUACUGUAAUAUUGAUCCAAAUCACUUUAAGCUGAAUAACAGCAGCAGAACAGAUUGACACGCAAUCUUGUUGGCCAAUAGAGCAACCAAAUGCAAAAGAGACACCACACAUGACAUGAUUUGAUAAUGACACCAUUGCAAGUCCUCCAGAGGACGCUACACAGAUCCAAUACACAGAGUAUCUAACUAUAAAACUAUGUCACGUUUAUCUCUGACAUUGCUUGUGUGUCAAAGUAUCUGGGGAGUGGAUUUGUUAUCAGUAAGCUUAACAUGAUCUGGUCAAAGUGCAUCCUGCAUUGUGUGCUUUUCCUGAACUGGUAAAUCUGCAUCCAUUCAAAUUAACAUUGGAAUAAACUCUGAGAAGGUUGCAGGAAUGACUAAAGAAAAAACUCAGUGGAAGGAGUUUUUAGAGGCAGUAAGUGUUCUGCAAUGGGUCCUAAGCUUUAUCUUCUUAGGAGUGGCUUGUAUUAUCUUGAUGGUGUAUCUGAUGUUCACCUCACUGUGGCCGCUCUCCACUCUGUACUUCAUAUGGAUGGUGAUGGACUGGCACACCCCUGAAAGAGGGGGCAGGAGAACAACAUUCGUGAGGAAGUGGAGGGUAUGGGAGCACUUCAGAGAUUUCUUUCCAGUCAAAUUGGUGAAGACAGCCGAGUUGAAUCCAAACAAGAACUACAUCUUGGGUUGUCACCCUCAUGGUAUCAUGAGUGCUGGAGCCUUUACCUGCUUCAGCACAGAGAGCUGUGGCUUCACUGAGGUGUUUCCGGGCGUGAGAUCCUCCCUGGCGAUACUGGGAGGACUUUUCAGGAUACCACUCUUUAGGGAGUACAUAAUAAGUGCAGGUCUUUAUCCAGUCAGCAAACCGAGCCUUGCCCACCUCCUUUCAAAGAGAGGCAAGGGUAAUGCAGUGGUGAUUGUGAUAGGGGGCGCUGCUGAGUCUCUGGCAUCCUCUCCUGGACUCAACACAGUGGUCAUGAGGCAGAGAAAAGGAUUUGUAAGGGUGGCCCUUGAGUUUGGGGCUGAUCUGGUGCCUGUUUACUCAUUUGGAGAGAAUGAGCUCUUUCAGCAGGUCAUUUUCUCUGAUGGUAGUCUAGGUCGGAGGCUACAGGACCUGUUCAAAAAGAUUAUGGGUUUCGCCCCAUGUCUAUUUGUUGGUGAGCGUUUGGCUUUCAUGCCCUACAGGAUUCCGAUCACCACUGUUGUGGGAAGUCCGAUCUCAGUGCCAAAGUGUGUCAUUCCUACAGAGGAGGAGGUCGACCACUAUCACAGACUUUACAUGGAGGCCUUGUCCAAGUUAUUCCAUGAACACAAGGUCAGCUGUGGACUUUCUGAAAGUCACAAGCUUCAGAUCAUUUAGACAUUUCUCUUCCACACAAACUGUGUAGCUGGUUUUCUUUGCUGCUUUUAGUGUGGCUCAUUACAGUGUGGAUCUGCCCAUGCUGUACGUUCUGCCUGUAUUUGAAAUUAUUUAACAUGGAUGUUAAAUAAUCAUUAAGCUGUGACGCCCAUUGUGUGGGAAUGCUGUUUGAAAAGCAGUGAAAACACUGAUGAUGUCUUAGUAGGCUAUAUUUGUCAUGAACCCACUUAUGGAUUUGUGUAUUUCUAAUACAGAAUAUCUGAAGACGUGUUAUGAAAAGGCACCAUGCGCCAAAUAAAUUAUUUCUUAUGCCAAAA
Morone saxatilis (striped sea-bass) is the source of this 1802-nucleotide messenger RNA. It is a transcript of the gene mogat3b, whose product is annotated as monoacylglycerol O-acyltransferase 3b. Lineage: Eukaryota; Metazoa; Chordata; Actinopteri; Moronidae. Gene Ontology annotation, molecular function: diacylglycerol O-acyltransferase activity. The record is from RefSeq and is a predicted model, not a curated record. Gene Ontology annotation, biological process: triglyceride biosynthetic process. The transcript has 8 exons. The coding region runs from base 505 to 1485 and encodes 326 amino acids. Gene Ontology annotation, cellular component: endoplasmic reticulum membrane.